AUGCUCAGGCUUAUCAAUACGAUUGGACCAGGAGAGCGCAUCUCGCUGGCUAAGUUGGCAAUCACACACUUGGAGCGGACGGCGAGACCUAUCCGCAUCGCAGUCGAUAUCUCCAUUUGGCUCUUCCAGGUUCAAGCUGGUCGCGGUGGAAGAAACCCAGAGCUUCGCACGCUCUUCUUCCGCCUCUUGAAGCUCCUCGCAUUGCCUGUCCACCCCCUUUUCGUUUAUGAUGGGCCACAUAAGCCAGCUUUCAAGAGAGGGAAGGCGGUAUCCGCUCGCAGCUACGGAAGUGCGCCGAUCAUUAGACGAUCCAAAGAUCUUCUUGAGCGGUUCAGAUUCCCCUGGCACGAAGCGCCGGGUGAGGCUGAGGCUGAAUGCGCGCGUCUCCAGCAGGCAGGCAUCGUGGAUGCUGUGAUGAGCAACGAUGUUGAUGCUUUGAUGUUUGGCUCGUCCAUGACGAUUAUGAAUUUCUCGAAAGAGAGUGGGAGUGGCACAUCAUCCGCCACUCAUGUCACUUGUUAUGCGAUGGGACAAGAGGGUCAUCCGUCGAACAUACCUCUUGAUCGACCCGGCAUGAUUUUAUUUGCCAUGCUGAGUGGCGGAGACUACCUGCCAUCUGGCGUCGAAAAAUGCGGCAGUAAAGUUUCUGCGGAGAUAGCCCAAGCUGGAUUCGGCGAGGAUCUUCUCAAUGCGAUUGCUGUGGGCCCGAACAGUGACAAAGAGUUGAAGGAGUGGAGAGAACGACUUCAAUAUGAAUUGGACACGAACUAUAGCCGCUAUUUUACAUGCAAACAUCCAGCUAUCAAGAUUCCCGAAGACUUCCCCGAUCGAACAAUCCUCGAGUACUAUGCUCGGCCAAAGGUUUCCGGUGAUGGAGACAUGGCAUUUCUGAGAAACCGGCUCCAACAGGCGUGGGAUCAGGAUAUCGAUCCUCUGGCCAUUCGUGCUUUUGCAGCGAAUCACUUCGACUGGAACUAUCGGACUGGGGCAACGAAAGUGACCAAGUUGUUGGCUGAACCCCUUCUGUCAUAUCGACUACGCCUCCAGAGGCCAGUUAUGGGUGUUUCCUCCGGGUUUUCCUUUGUUCCUGAUGCCCCCCAAACUUGCCACAAGGUGUAUAAAAGCCGAUCGAGCUUCGCCACAGACGCAAUGCCAGAGCUUCAGCUCGAUAUGCUACCGGUGGAUGUCGUGGGCUUGGAUCUUCUUGGUGAAGAGCUUCCCCCGCCUGUAAACAUGGGCAGCGCGUCAUCUCAGAGUAUUCUGAAUGAAGAAGGAGAUGACGAGGACCCUGAUUUGGCUGAUUCAACGGCUCCCACAACACCCUCGAAGUCGCGAGUAACGAAGAGAUAUGACCCCUUUUCAGUGGGAAAGAUCUGGGUAUUCGAGACUGUUGCCAAAGUGGGUAUCCCUGAUGUUGUCGCCAAAUGGGAGAAAGAGAAAGCCGAUAAAGAAGCCGAGAAGGCUGAGAAGGCCAGGGCAGCUGCUGCAAGAAAGACAGGCAGUCGGCGAGCUGGUCCCAAGAAAAAGGGGCCUCUUGAUGCUGGGAUGAAGCAUGGGAGUAUCCUGAAAUACGGAACUCUUACAAAAGAAAAGCCUGAGUUAUCAACUGCCGAAAAGGCGCGCUUGCUAGACGCCGCCACGUCAAAAAAAACAUCCACAAAUCCCCUAUCCAGGCUCGUGGGGAAAUCUGAUUCUUCGCCAAUAGUACUGGACCAGGAGGAUGACCCCUUUGCUCCAAGUAUGUAUUCUCGACAAGUCGCGUCGCCGACCAUGAGAUACGUCUCACAGCAGGUGGACGAUCUACUCGAGAGCUUCAACUCGAUGUGCAACUUAUCUCCUACGUCGAACACUAAGCAACGACCACCCGCAGAUCAGGCCCUAGCUCGAUCGAGGACUCGCAUCGGGGUUACUGGUGGAGCCGAAAUCGAAGAAGCAGAAACAACCCUGGACAUACACGAUGUUCAAGCACCAUCAACAAAGCUCAAAGGGCUAAGAAUCAGUUACUCAAGCCCAGAGGCAUCAUUUGACGAGCAGUCAGACUUGAAUCUGCCGGCCCUGUUCUCUCGCACAAAAAAGCCACGCCCUAAGUCAAAGCAGGUUGCUGGAUCGAAAUUCGAGGAAGAAAGUGUUCAAGUCCAAGAUAUUGAAAAGGCGAUUGAGUCUCUUUCUCUAUCAACAUUGACGAAAGCUGAAACUGUUCAAGAAAAUAUCAAUCCUGUACAAGAACCGCGUCAGCCCAAGCCGAAAAAGAAAGUGCAAAAAAGCGAUCCCUGCAGUCCAUCCCCCAAUUCUCAAAUUGCGAAGGUAUCCAGCCCUUCCAAGACUGCGAAAGAUGGCCCUCAUGCCGCGCCAGAGCCAGAAAUACCUUCCCACCCCGGGAGCCGUGAAAUUGGCGAGCAUGCAGUAAUGCCGAGUGAUCAGACUUGUACCAAACGGAACAAACCGAAAUUGGCCAGCUCUUCAAGAGCCUCCCGGGUCAAGGCCCCACCAACGAGCCAAAAGUACGAGACCAAAGGUCAUCUGGAAAACAUCAUAAUACAAGAUGGUUCCUGGUCGAUCGACACAUCACCCUCCGAUGAGGUGACCCCUGCCAGCAGUCAAAACACGACACACAGGCAACCCCAAGGAAGCAAGAAGAAGCGCAUUGCGCGCGUGAGCAUUAUUGAUCUUGUUUGA
Messenger RNA from Penicillium olsonii, 2676 nucleotides. NCBI's taxonomy places the organism in Eukaryota, Fungi, Ascomycota, Eurotiomycetes, Eurotiales, Aspergillaceae. The record is from the annotation of a GenBank genome assembly.